UAAAAGACGGAUUUAUUCUGUUACUGCAUAAUAAAUCAUUGCCGUCAGCACGUAAUCAAAGUUAAAUAAAUGAAGAUCUAACAUAACCUUUAAUUCAAGAUAAAUAUUCUAGUAUCAUAAAAACAACCUCAAAUUAGACCAAAAAGUUGUAAGUUUAUGACUGAAAAUAUUCCAAUAAGACACUGUACUAUGUAGUACACAAAUAGGAAUUGGAAUGCAAGAGGUAUUGUAACAACUGGUCUGCAGAGGGAUGUUAGGUCUCCAUUUACUGUUGUACGGCAAAGAGUAUUUUCCAGACAUCAUGACGUUGCUGCUGAAGAGCGUGUGGCAGAACGUGCUGCGAGGCGGGUCGCUCGGCCGCGCCGCUAUCAAGUCGCGGAGCUUGUCAACAACAGUAACAGAAGUAACACGCGCCAAGUCUCCAGACGCGGUGAUGUCCCGCCUAAAGACGGCGCCCACCGCUGCCGAGUUGCUGGCGGCUGUGCAGACGCACCUCAACGUGAUGACGCACAAACACAUGCUGCAGGCGCUGCGCAGCUUGUUCGAGCUGCAGAAGGCGGGCAAAAUGGACCAAGACACCCAAAGCAUUAUAAAGAACCCAGCGUUUAGCGUUCUCUGUCAGAACUUCAAAAAGCACGCGCGGGCUCUUGAAAUCAACGAGGCUAUCGAAGCGACAAAGGUGCUGUCCUACCUGAAGGUGCCCGUCGACUCGCUCAUCCUCCAGACCAUGCUGCAGCUCAUCAGAUAUAACAUCAACUUCAUCAACGUCCGCCAGAUCAUGUUCCUAGACUUUCUCCUAAAUCGAUACGACUGUAAGAACCACUUGGUAGACGCGCUAAAACUGGCACUACCCCUUGCCUUUCAAAUACGACUUCCUCUUGAAAUGGACAAUGAAGAUUUGCCUCUUUUGAGGGAUAUGCUAUCAUACUGCUGCAACCACGACCUCCCAGACCGGUGUAUCAACAACAUAGUGACAGGACUGUUGCUGCAUGACCAGCAGAUAAACGCGCAGAACGCUAAGUCGAUAAUAUGGUCGCUGUGUCAGGUGAACUGCACCGAGGAGGUGUUUCCGACUAGAGUUCAGCUGCUGCACAUAUGCUGCGAUAUCUUGACGCAGCGUGUGCACGAGCUGACUUAUGACGAUGUUCUGCGGACGGCUGCGAGGAUCAAGGGCCGCGUGCUGGAGAAGCACCCGGAGUAUUACCACGAGCAGCUGAUGGACGCGUUGGCAAACUAUGUUGUACAGAACAACAUUGACUUCGAGAGGAGCUUGCUGCUGGCCAGAGUACUGUCUAGACUCGCCCACACCCACCUAGGUUUGGUCGAGUACCUCUGCCAACUAGCCUCGUCGGACCCCACGAUACUCUCCAAAGCGCGCACCAACAUCCUCUUCGGCUUCAUCAACUGCUUGUCCAACAACAACUACAGACCCAACCCCGACCAGUGGGACGUGCUCCGAAAACAGAUCUCUCUAAACCCAGUCCUCGACGGCAAGAACUUCGCGCUGCCUUGGACGAAACUCUGCUUAGAACUGGCUUCGCUAGGUCACUACGAAGAUAGGGUGCUCGAAAGGGUGUUUUCGAAGGAGUUCUUAAAAGAUUAUUUGUCGCGGGAGAAUAAUACGCUGGAUUACCUGCAGCUGCUGACGCUGCAUGAGGCUGUGAAGUGCUUCCAUAGUCGGGAGUAUUCGCUGCCUCCUGAGACGCUGGAGAGGGCGAAGGCUCUGUACCCGGUGCACAGCUUGACGGAGCAGCUGGAGGAACAUCUAGCGAGAGGAUUAGGCGGGAGGGAGUUUGUGGCCAAGCAUGUGGUGCUGCCGAAUGGAAUAGUAGCAGAUGUAGUAACGUGUCUGAAAGGCGGGUACCCUAUGAAGCUCACAGUCCCAGCAGGGUUUGUCAAUAAAGUGCCGAUUAAAGAACUAAGCAUACCCCAAGGUGCAAUUGUCGUCUGCAUAAUGAACUUCAGCCCGGGUUGUUUUUCAAUGAACAGCAACCGCCUCCGCGGCACCUUCCGACUCAUACUCGAUAUUGUGGAGAAGUUGGGCUACGUCGCGGUGGGCGUCAACGUCCACGAGUGGAUGACUGCGCCGGCUCAUGAACGCGCGCCGUAUCUCGUGCGGGAAGUGGCUUACAAGUGCGGGGAGAUCGGCAUGAAGCUCACUGCAACUUGAACCUGUUUUGUUACCCUGUUUGGACCUGAGAUUGA
Messenger RNA from Ostrinia furnacalis (Asian corn borer), 2205 nucleotides. RefSeq lists its product as uncharacterized. Lineage: Eukaryota; Metazoa; Arthropoda; Insecta; Lepidoptera; Crambidae. The record is from RefSeq and is a predicted model, not a curated record. The transcript has 6 exons. Bases 251 to 2170 code for a protein of 639 amino acids.